Messenger RNA from Ictalurus furcatus (blue catfish), 6591 nucleotides. It is a transcript of the gene pan2, whose product is annotated as poly(A) specific ribonuclease subunit PAN2. Gene Ontology annotation, cellular component: P-body; PAN complex. The coding region runs from base 918 to 4502 and encodes 1194 amino acids. The record is from RefSeq and is a predicted model, not a curated record. The transcript has 26 exons. NCBI's taxonomy places the organism in Eukaryota, Metazoa, Chordata, Actinopteri, Siluriformes, Ictaluridae. Gene Ontology annotation, biological process: nuclear-transcribed mRNA poly(A) tail shortening; mRNA processing. Gene Ontology annotation, molecular function: protein binding; nucleic acid binding; poly(A)-specific ribonuclease activity.
UUAGUGGUUUGCACAUUUGCCUCGCACUUCCCGGGUUGGGGGUUCGAAUCCCAGCUCCGCCCUGCGUGCACAGAGUUUGCACGUGCUUCAGGGGUUUCCUCCAGGUACUCCGGUUUCCUCCCCUAGUCCAAAGACUUUCUAGAUUUCUAAACUGUCCAUGGAAAUGUCAAUCUAUAUGGGAUUGUGCCCUGCGUUGGGUUGGCAUCCUGUCGAUGGUGUCCCCUUCCCUCUGCCCUGAUAGGCAGGCUCCACUGUAUAGGAUAAGCGGUAUGGAAAAUGGAUGGAUGGAUGGAUGGAUGGAUUGUUUUCCUGCAAAUAAAUGACAUAAAAGUGUAUCAGGUUUAAGGUAGCAGUAUAAUGAGCUAUUGAGAAUAAGUGUCCAGGAGUACAUAGAAGAACCAUUAAGGAUUUUAGAUUUUUUUUUUUUUUUUACCUCAUAUUAUUUAAUUAUUCAUUUAUUUCUUGCAAUCAUAGUUAUGCAACAAAAAAAGAGGGCUCAUAAAUAGCAGGUGUGCAUUCAGAAUGGUUGUAGCCCAAAUACCUCUUUAUUCUGCAUAUAAAUGCACUAGAUAAGAGAGAAAAUAAAAUAACGACUAUUUAUUACUAGUAGUGCUUCUGGAUUAAUUGCUCUGGAAGCAACCUAGGAACAAUUUCACCUCUGCCGGAAGUAGAACCCAGAACUCAGGGCCGAAUCCUAAAAACUACCCUACUGGACAUAUAGUGCACUACAUGGUGUAAAAAGCUAUGUUUUCACGAUGUAUCUAGGGCACUCAUAUAUGGAACAAGGAUGCAUUUGGGAUUGAGCCUAAGUGUGUUUUUGUUUUGAAUGGCAAGAGGAUGUGCAUGUAGGAGCUAGCUGGGCUAAUCUCGAUUGUCUGUGGAAAUAUGAUAAUUACCUGGCCAGCAGGACCACACUCAUGAUGAACUUCGACGGUAUGGACCCGGCACUGGGCGAGUACGCGGCCGGCCUGCACGGAGGCCUGGAGCCCGGGCUGGACCCGGCUCUGGACCCGGCGCUGCUGCAGGCCGUGGAGCUGGACCCGGACGCCAUGGCCGUGCCCGUGGUCGAGGGCAUGUACUCCGAGCUGCACAGUGUGGCAUCCGAGGUCGGAGUUCCAGUCACAGCGACCCACUUCGACUUGCAGGAAGAGCUGCUGUGGAUCGGGAACCACCGGGGACAUGCAAGCUCCUUUUUUGGGCCCACGAUGGGGCGUUACUCCUCUUUCCAGGUGCACCUGGCUGAUGACAUCCGCCAUAUUCAGAGCAUGGACACCAGCGUCCUGUUUCUGACUAAGAGUAACCUCAAGUGCCUUACACGCGGAGGCCUCAUCAUGUUCGACUACCCGAUGGAGGAGGGUGUUGACAUGCACAGUUUGCUGCUCACUGACAAUAACACGCUGUUGCUGGGAGGCUUGCAGAACUACGUGACCGAGGUGGAUCUGAACACCGUGCAGGAAACACAGAAAUUCACCGUGGAGAUCCCUGGCGUGGCCAUCAUGAGGCAGUCCAAUCGUUUCUUCUUUUGCGGACAUACGUCAGGAAAGGUGUCUUUGCGAGAUCUGCGCACCUUUAAAUUGGAGCACGAGUUUGACGCGUACUCGGGCAGCCUUUCCGAUUUUGAUGUUCAUGGCAACCUGCUGGCGGCGUGCGGUUUCUCCAGCCGUGGCCUCAACGGCCUGUCAUGUGAUCGCUUCCUAAUGGUGUACGACCUGCGCAUGAUGCGAGCUGUUACCCCUCUGCAGGUGCACGUGGAUCCGCUGUUCCUCCGCUUCAUCCCUACCUACACUUCCCGGCUGGCCAUUAUCUCCCAGACAGGUCAGUGUCAGUUCUGCGAGCCCACAGGUCUGGCUAACCUGGCUGAUAUUUUCCACGUGAACACAGUAGGCCAGCUGCUAAUGAGCUUCGACGUGUCGAGCAGUAAGCAGGCGCUGGCGUUCGGAGACUCGGGCGGUUGUGUGCACCUGUGGUCCAGCGCCCCCGACGUCUCCUUCAACGACUACUCCAGAGAGACGGAGCUGGCACUGCCGUGCCUCGUAGACUCACUGCCCCAGCUGGACUGGAACCAUGAGCUGGUUCCCAUUUCUCUGGUGCCCAUGCCACUCACCAGCACAGAGCCUCUUCUCUCAGACUGGCCCAGCAACCUCAUCACACCCAGCCCCAGACACGCACCUGCAGUUGACCCAGAGAUUUUGAGGACGAUGAAGACUGUCGGGUUUAUUGGAUAUGCCCCGAACCCUCGUACACGCCCCAGAAAUCAGGUUCCUUAUAAGAUAAAGGAGGUGGAGCUGGAGUAUGACAGCUAUAACCAGGUUCCAGAGUCUCCAAUUGGACGAGAUGAGGAGCCUCACCUUUACAUGGUCCCAAAGAAGUACAGAAAGGUCACCAUCAAAUACUCCAAAUUGGGGCUGGAGGACUUUGACUUCAAGCAUUACAACAGAACUCUGUUUGCUGGUUUGGAGCCUCAUAUACCCAAUGCUUACUGUAACUGCAUGAUCCAGGUGUUGUAUUUCCUGGAGCCAAUUCGAUGCUUGGUGCAGAAUCACCUGUGUCAGAAGGAGUUCUGUUUGGCCUGUGAGCUCGGCUUCCUCUUUCAUAUGCUGGAUCUGAGCAGAGGAGACCCCUGCCAGGCCAGUAAUUUCCUGCGGGCGUUCCGGACCAUCCCUGAAGCGUCGGCUCUCGGCUUGAUCCUGGCCGAUUCUGACGAGCAGACGGGCAAAGCCAGGCUCGGUCGCCUAAUCCAGAGCUGGAACUGCUUCAUCCUCACACAGCUGCAUCAGGAAACUCAGGAGCAGGAAGGACCUCAGGCUUACAGAGGGACCAGCAGUACACUGGGUUCCUCAGGGGAGUCGGUGAUCGGCAGGCUGUUUGGCUGUGAGGUGGAGAACAGUAGUCUCUGUCGCUGUGGGAAGGAGACCGUGCGCUCCUCACUCACCCUACUCUUCACCAUGCACUACCCUGAGCACAGCUCCCUUGAAAAGUUCCCAGAAUAUGACUUUGCUGACAUCCUGAAGAAGAGCAUCUGUCUGGAGCAGAGCACACAGGCCUGGUGUGAAAACUGUGAAAAAUAUCAGCCCACAGUGCAGACAAGGAACAUCCGUUGUCUGCCUGAUGUGUUGGUGGUAAACUGUGAGGUGAACAGUGUGAAAGAAGCAGAGUUCUGGAAAGCCCAAGCUGAGUACUCCUUCAACAAGGCACUGAAGAAAGAAGCUGCAGAGCCACCAAAGCCCAAAGAGCCUCUUCCUACAGAGUGGUGCUUAGAGGAUGAGGUCGGCAGUGCGGAAGGUUUAACCUUUGACACACGAGCAGAGGACCUGAGGCAUGUGUGGAUUCCACAGAGUCUGAAGAUGUGCAUUAAUAAGACACACGGUCUGGAGGUGUGCAGCUGGCCCGAGACUGAUGAGUUAAGUCCAGAGGAAGAGUCUGAGGGAGCUGCUGUAUAUGACCUGGUGGUCACUGUGCCUCACAUUCUCGACCCCCGUACAGGUGGAAACCUGGUGGCUCAUAUCAAAGUGGGAGAGACGUACCACCAGAGGAAAGAGGGGGUCACACAUCAGCAGUGGUACCUCUUCAAUGACUUCCUGAUUGAGCCCAUUGAUAAGACUGAAGCGGCUCAGUUUGAUUUAAGCUGGAAGGUGCCGGCCAUCGUUUACUACGCCAGGAGGAACUACCAUACUAAAUAUGACCUGCGCAUUAAAAACCCGAUUGAAGCCAACGUGCUGCUGACAGAAGCAUCACUGGCCCGCAAACAGAGGAAGAGUCACGCCACAUUCAUCCCUCUGAUGGUGAGUGAGAUGCCUCAGGCUGGAGACCUUGUGGGACUGGACGCAGAGUUUGUCACGCUCAAUCAGGAAGAGGCGGAGCUACGAAGCGACGGUACCAAGUCCACCAUAAAGCCGAGCCAGAUGUCUGUGGCUCGUAUAACUUGCGUGAGGGGACAGGGACCAAACGAGGGGGUUCCUUUUAUUGACGAUUACAUUUCAACACAGGAGCAGGUGGUCGAUUACUUGACUCAGUACUCGGGAAUCAAACCUGGUGACCUGGAUGCCAAAAUUUCUUCUAAGCACUUAACCACUCUUAAGUCCACUUACCUCAAACUCCGCUUCCUUAUUGACACCGGAGUUCGUUUUGUUGGCCACGGUUUACAGAAGGACUUCCGAGUCAUAAACCUGCUGGUCCUGAAAGACCAGGUGAUAGACACAGUCUACCUCUUCCACAUGCCCAGGAAAAGAAUGAUCUCUCUGCGUUUCCUUGCCUGGUGUUUCCUGGACUUAAACAUUCAGAGUGAGACCCAUGACAGUAUAGAGGACGCACGCACCGCUCUGCAGCUGUACAGGAAGUACUUAGAGCUGAGCCGUGGGGGGCUGGAGGAGUUCCGGAAAGUGCUAAAGGGCCUUUAUGAAAAAGGACGUAAGCUAGACUGGAAAGUGCCAGAGUCAGACUCUGCAGACAGCCAGGGAAGCCCCAAAGGUACCGCUGUGUUCCCCUCAGUGCUCGGCUUAUGAUCAGAGUGAAAUUCCUUUUUUGCAGCAGUAACAUUCCAGCCAAAUGGACUAGCUAUUCUUCACUCAUCCAUCCAGGAGUCCUCGAUAUCCCUGACAAAGCCAGCCGGUUUACCGCUAUAAUCAUUGCCUCGCUGUUACAAACACUGGAAAAGCAAACACCGAUUUAUACCACUAAUUUUGGGAAAAGUGAACAUGCAGUUAGGGAAAAAUGACUUGGUUUGAUGCAUUUGGAAUCAGUUCCCUUAGAUUGGUUUAAAGGAAUAGUUUAACAAAAAAAAAAGUGCACGUUUUUCACAUUACAAGACAUGUUUGGUAAUGUACAGUGAAUCUAAAAAAGUCUGCACACCCCUGUUACAACUUUUAAUGCGAUACCUUUAAUGUUGAUAUAGCAGCUAAAAAAUUAAGUGAAUAACAAAUACAAAUGUUUUAGGGAAGAAAAAGAAAAAAAAUCUCGAAAUAACCAACCCCUUGUGCACACCCCUUAACUUAUACUUUGUUAAAGCACCCUUUGCUUGUAAUACAGCACUCAGGCUUUUUGGUUAAGAGUCUACCAACUUCGUACAUGAUUUGACAAUGUCCUCAAACUCUGAUAAUGUUUAAUUUCAUUUUAUUCAUUUCAUUUUGAUAGACUUUUUAUAGACUCGUGGGUGAGUGUAUGAUUACCUUGACUACAUUUGUGGUAAUUAAAUUUUUGCUCAGAUUAUCCCUUUUAGCCUGCGUGGUUAAGACUCCGUGCUAAUGACGUGGGCUGAGUUUCCCGAAAGCAUAGCAAAGUUAAGAUUAUUUCAUCUGGGAAAGAGAGUGUUCAACGUAAUACUCGCAUUACUGUUUAACGAUGAUCUUUGUGCGGCAAUGCUUUUGGGAAACUCAGAACGGUGCGAGUUCAAAUCCCAGCACUGCCAAGAUGCCACCGUUGGACCUUUGAGCAGGACUCUUAACUCUCAUCUGCUUGGCAAAACUGUAAGGCACUUGACGGCCCAGUGAGGAAUUAUAUCCAGGACUGAUAUAUUUGCCACUCCAGUGGGCUUAAACUGCAUAUACUUACAUCUGCGUUCAUUAACUCAGCAAUUUACUGGUGUUGUUUGAGUCACUUUUUAUAAGCGAUAAAGCGUCUCAAAAUGACCAUUUAAAGAAAUGUUCAAAUUGUGGUGUUAUUAAAUAAUACCAGCAUUUUGGAAUCCGGUGAGCUAUCCACAUCCACAUCCAGUUUGAAGAUGAUGGCUAUUAGUGACACCUUUUGAAUUUGCUUUACGUGCAUAUUUUGAGAUUUUAUCUCUAUCUCUGACUUUUUUUCCCCACCGUAGCAUCACUAAUACAUCAUUUGAUGUAUGUUUCAGUCCUGGCUGUACACUGACUCCACAUCGUACCGGGACAAAUUUGCGUCAGCUUUUCCUGUUUUGACCUUCCUGUAGAGUCCGACAGUGCACGUACUGAAUUUUUGGUGUUCGUACAGGAAGCCAAAGCAAACAAACUGUUGUGGUGUUUUUUUUUGUAUUUUGUAACCAUGAUGUAUACUUUCAUAAUGAAGCAGCUGAAUAAAAAAUUUUUUGGACACUUUGGGUGAUUAGGUAUCAUUAACACUGGGAUUACUAUAAAGCAUGAAUUACAAAGGGAAAAGGAGUAGGAAUGAAAUAUACUCCAUGAUGGACAGCUGAUGCUUAUAGACAAAUUGCAUCAAAUCAAAAAAUAAGUGAUAAUCAAAAUAUAUUGUGCUGGUAUCUAAUUCCUGCCAAGAUCCACCGGACAUAACAGUAACGCUAAAAGGCUUGAAAUCUGCCUGUCUUCGUUUCUCUUUCUGCAUUUGUUUCAUCAUCCAGUCUGCAUUUGAAAAGUGCACAAUGUGUGCAUUAUUUGAUUAUCAUUACACAUGAAUUAGCUGAAAUUAUUGAGCCGUUUACGUACUAGAUUAAGAUAUUUAGAUACUUAAAACAGCACUAAACCAUUUACUAUUCUGAAAGGUGUUGAUUAAUUGACUAUAACCGCAGCUCUGACUGUAUUGACAGCAGUAGUAUAAUUUAAUUCAAAGUUUAAUAUUAAUGCACGCUUUGUAAUAAGUUAUAGUUUCUAUAGUAACAGCUUACAUGAUGCU